Molecule: messenger RNA, 2577 nt
Organism: Aspergillus niger
Lineage: Eukaryota; Fungi; Ascomycota; Eurotiomycetes; Eurotiales; Aspergillaceae
Exons: 1
Coding region: 1-2577 (858 amino acids)
Biological process (GO): translation
Cellular component (GO): mitochondrial small ribosomal subunit
Molecular function (GO): methyltransferase activity; structural constituent of ribosome
Source: RefSeq, a predicted model, not a curated record
AUGCUGUCACGAUCUCCGGCAGUCAGGGCGACCCGGUCCCAUCCCCAUGGCCUUUUACGUCCGGCCGUAUUCAGGUCGCCGCAGACCGGUUCGCAGCCACUCCGCCGCGGAGCUGCGAGCUUCAUAGCUGGGCGCCCCGGAACCUCAAUCGCCCGCAAAGCGUCCCCAUCGACCUUACAUUUGGAAUCUCUACUCAAGGAAGCUCCCCACGUUCGCUCUCAUCCAUGGCUGCACGGCCGGCGGCAUGCGUCGUCCACGACACCGACGGAGACCGAUCCCGAUGCGAAGAAGGAUACCAUCUACGCCUUGGUCGACAAGAUCAAUCAAACGGAUCUGGAAAUGGCUGAGCUUAUGUACGAGCUAGACCUUUUGGACGACCAUGAGAAAGCGCUCAACCUCGAAGGUCUCGAUUUCGAUUAUGCGUUGAGUCAGACGAUCGGUCACCGGGACGAAGAAACGUUGGAUGCGCGGGUGCGGCAAGCAAGACAGGAAUUUGGUGAAUAUCUUCCGGAGGGGCUCUUGAAUGAUAGAGAGACUCAGCUGUACACUCGGUUGUACGGCGAGCCUGUCUAUCUUGCGCAGGAGUCUGAGCUGGAUCUGGUGGAAGAAGGAGAAGAGAUAGAUCCGGAUAGGCUGUACCGUGAAGAUGGCGAGGGCGGCUGGGAAGAAGUCGAGCUGGAUGGAUCUGAGACACACGAUGAGCCUCCGUUGGUCUAUGAUAUGGAAGCUCCGCCGUCAAUCGAGGAAACGAUCACGAUGCAACGGACGAGAGAAGUCGCCGAGCAGCUAGGCGGAGAGAUCAUGCUCGAGCAGUUCGAAGAUGAGGCAGCAUCAGACUCGGCUCCCAAAUUCCAUCCUCUAACAACAAUGGGAAAGUUUUCCACCGAUCCCAGCACUAUAUUCAUACCGAAGGAUAGCGUGACGGGCCCAAUCUCUGUCAUUCUGUCGGACUUCUCGAACAAGCAUAUUGCGGACACCGCCCAUCGCACACUUGGCGGCCAAUACCUUCCUUAUUCUACUACAACCCCACCCUUGCGCUUGCAAGCUCCUCAACAGCCGAUUCCUCUAGAAGCGGCCCAGCGGUACAUGAGCGAGAUGGAAGCCAAUGUCUUCCUUGCCGCUCUCUACCCCGGCAUGUAUGCGUCUGUGCUGAGUGUUCUGGUGGAAGUCCGCAAACGCUUGGGUACGGACUGGAUCCGGAACCUGAUGACACAAGAAGGCGGACCCCAUGUCCUCGAUGUCAGCGCCGGCGGUGCAGGUGUCUUGGCGUGGAGAGACAUCCUUCGUGCGGCGUGGGAAGCCAUGACCCCAGAGCACAGCCCAGAGGACCCCUAUCCCGUGGGCCGGUCGACGGUUGUUACUGGAUCCGACACUCUUCGUCUCCGUGCCAGCGCGAUGCUCGAAGACACCAGCUUCCUCCCGCGGCUGCCCGACUACGUUCACGUCCGCGAAAAGCCAACCUUGCAAGACGAGCGGGCUCCGCCAAAGCGGAAACAGUACGACAUUAUCAUUGCUCCACACUCGUUGCUCGGAAUCGAGGAAGAGUUCCUCCGGAAGGAACAUGUACAGAACCUGUGGAACCUCCUGAACCCCAACGGGGGCGUCCUGAUCCUCCUCGAGAAGGGACACCAAAAGGGUUUCGAAGCCGUUGCCGGAGCGCGUGACAUGCUCCUGAAACGAUUCAUCUCCAGCCCCGGAUCUACCAGAUAUGAGAAUUUGACAGAUUCGCCCGAAGAAGAUACAUUCAUCGAGAAAGAAGCCGGCAUGAUCGUCGCUCCCUGUACCAACCACAACAAGUGCCCCAUGUACCAAAUCCCCGGUCAUACCAAGGGCCGUAGAGAUUACUGUCACUUCCAACAACGCUAUAUCCGCCCAGCCUUCCUACAGCGCAUCAUCGGCGCUAAGGAUCGCAACCAUGAGGACCUGAAAUUCAGUUACAUCGCCGUCCAGCGCGGCGUCGACCGGCGUAUCGAGGACAGCAUCAUCCAGGGCACCGAAGCCGCAGAUGCAGCCUUUGACGGCUAUGAAGACGCAGUCGAGAUGCCGAAGCAAGAAACCGAAGCAUCCGCCAACGAAGCUGUCGCAUCAGAGACUCAACCUACGCCUACCGAACAACAGGAAACAGGAGGAGUCAACUUCCUCUCCCUGCCCCGUAUCGUCUACCAACCCAUGAAGCGCCGCGGACACGUCAUCUUCGACCUUUGCACGCCGGCCGGCAAGAUCGAGCGCUGGACCGUCCCCCGGUCGUUCAGUCGGCAAGCGUACAAGGAUGCGCGCAAGUCCCAGUGGGGAGACCUGUGGGCUCUUGGUGCGAAGACUCGUGUUGCGAGAUCCUUGCGACUCGGUGAGAAGCAUGGUGAGGGUAAGAAGGAACGACUUGCUCGGCGGGCUGCUGAGAAGCAGGAAAUGGAGGAAGAGGAAGAGGAUGCAUUGGAGGAGAGAAUGGAGCCUACCAGCAGUAUGCCUGACAUUCAGACUCCGCUUAAGAAGAAGGGUCAGAAGAUACCCAGUUGGGAGAAGCAGCAGCUUAAGAAGAAGCGCAGACAGGCUUUGAAGCAGGUGAGACCUUCGGCCUGA